This is a messenger RNA of Pogona vitticeps (central bearded dragon), 1721 nucleotides long. RefSeq names its product steroid receptor RNA activator 1 (gene SRA1). Lineage: Eukaryota; Metazoa; Chordata; Lepidosauria; Squamata; Agamidae. The record is from RefSeq and is a predicted model, not a curated record. Gene Ontology annotation, cellular component: nucleus. Gene Ontology annotation, biological process: regulation of transcription by RNA polymerase II.
UUCCUGGCAGCCUCCGUGCUGGCUUUGCCUGGAUGCCUGAAGGCACCGGCCGGGGCGUUGCAAUGGCGACGCGUUCGGGCAGCCAGGCGUAAACCCGACCGAAGACUCAAAAGGCAGGGCGGCCCGGCCCGCCACGUCACACCGGUCGGAGCGGGGCGGGCCGGGGCGGCUGGGAGGCGUCCUCGCGUCCGCUCGCCGGGUGGCGAGUCCAUUCGGGGCAGGGAAGGAAGUGACGCGGCUAUGGCGGAGCUCUAUAUCAAGCCGGGGAACCGGCAGCGUGGCUGGAACGACCCCCCUCAGUUCUCCUAUGGGCUGCAGCAGUGCCAGACCCCGCGGGACGGGGCGGCCAAGCGGGGGCCCCUCGCGCGACGUGUCGCCGCCGCCGCCGCCCCCGGAGAUGACCCGGCAACACCUCCUCCACCCUCCUCGCAACCCCCUCCGCCAGUUCAGCUUCCAGCCUUCCCACCACACACUGUAGAUCUGCCUCCUCCACCUGGCCUUCCAGCCCCUUUUUUGGGGACAAAUGCCACAAAACCACCCAUCUCUGAGGCAGAAGUGGACUGUAGUGUCGAAGAUGUUCUUUCCCCCUUGAGUGAGGCUUUGGACCACUGCAGGAAAUCUGUGCAGAAACAGGUUUGUGAUGAUAUCAGCAAGCGCUUGGUCAUUCUGCAGCAAAUGUGGACACAAGGCAAACUCUCUGCUCCUGUGAGAAAGAGGAUGCAGAUUCUGACACAAGAACUCAAGAAUAAGCACUGGGAUGCAGCUGAUGAGAUCCAUCGCUCACUAAUGGUGGACCAUAUCACUGAAGUAAGCCAGUGGAUGGUGGGAGUCAAAAGACUCAUUGCAGAAACAAGGAACUUGCCUACAGAGGAUCUAGCAGAUGAGCAGAAAAUUGAAAACUGUCUGGAGCCUGUACAUCAGGAAGAUUAAUCUGAGCCCAAGGACUCAGUAGUGUAAGACUGGCUUUCAGCCUGGAGAUAGCUUGGCCCAGUGAGGCUUGGUUUCCUAAUUUGCAGAAAAGCUGCUUCAUAUCAUAAGCAUUAGCUAACUCAAGUUAGCUUUUGCUAAACUGAGCAAAGCUUGACCAAGGAGAAGCUUUCAGGCAAGCCAGAUCAAUCUGAACAGCUUUCUGAAAUCCAGUAACUGGAGUUAAAAAUGCCAACUUGUUCUACGUAUGUUUGUGAAAAAUGAAAUGGACAGAGAUACAAUUGCACCAUUGUACAGUGAUAAAUGAAUUGUGAAAUAUCAUCACAGCAAAUGUAGUGUUGAAACUGUAGUGUUGCAUGUAGAGCUACUGCAAAAGCUGUCUCUGACUUUACUUUCAAAUAAUUCUUCAUUCAGAACUUUCCUCUUUGUUCUGUGCAGGAUGUGCACUCUACAAUGGAUAGCCUUCUUUUGCUCCUCUGAGGAUGGGGUAUAGGUAAAAAAUGUAACAAUUUAGACCAGUUCUUCCUGAAGUGGCUACAACACAGAGAAAUCUGCUUCCAUCUUGUUUGGGAAGUCUAUAUUAAAGCAGAUACUAAAAUUAACUGUGAUCUUUCUUGUCCAUCCCUUUGAUCCAGUCAGUUGCCUUUUUUGUGUCCUUUCCUAUGCCCUGUAGUACCUGAUGAAAUUAGACAAUAACUACAAUCCACCUGCAGUUCAAUACUAGAUGAAUUUUAAUAGUUUGCAAACUAGUGUUGAUAUGUUAAAAAUGUUAAUAAAUAGUUUUGUUAACUAUG